UUGUGUUAACAACCGGCGGGCUGGCGGGCGUCAAUUUACGCCGGUGGGCAGCGGCGGCGCGAUGAAGAUGCUAUCGCGGUGGCCGACGCCACGGCCGGACCCCAGGGUCCUUUCUUGACUCUCGCGGCUCUCAGGUAGCCUUACCUUUUCGGUGGCAGGGCCUCUUUGGGUCCCGCAACUGCGGACACAGUGUAGGACCCAGGACCUCCCCAUCCCUUGCUCUGCCAGCCGCAGUCAUGUCAACAGCCGAGGCCUCGGAACCCGGCGUCAGGAGCAAGUCCAACAGCCCUCGACAAAUCCCGGUGGUCGGGGUGGUGACGGAGGACGAGGAUGCUCAGGGUGCUUUAAAGCCUAUGGACCUAAAUCGUGUCAUCAAACUCCUUGAAGAGACUGAUAAAGAUGAUUUAGAAGAAAAGCAACUUAAAGCUGUCAAGAUACUGGUACAGUAUUAUCAGAAUGGAUUUCCCCUAAGGGAUUUAGCACAGAUAUUUAAAAUUCUGAAUCUGUGUGCAGGGAAAAUUGGACAACAGCCCCAUUUUAUAGAAUCCGCAUAUAGUAUCCUAAAAUUAUGUGGCUUGCCUUUUUUGAAAAAGAAAGUAUCGGAUGAAAUAACAUAUGCUGAAGAUACUGCUAAUUCAAUCGCACUUCUGGGUGACUUAAUGAAAGUACCAAGUUCUGAACUGAGGAUACAAAUUUGUAAGUGUAUUGUUGACUUUUACCAUGCAGAACCACCAAAGAAGCAUAUUACAGGUUACCAGCAAGCUAGCUCAUCAUAUAAGAUUCAAAUGGCUGAAGUCGGAGGAUUGGCAAAAACAAUGGUGCAGUCAUUGGCCUUGCUUGAUAAUCAACUUGUUGAGAAACUUUGGGUACUGAAAGCUCUGCAACAUCUCUCAACUUCUGAAGCUAAUUGUACUUUAAUGAUGCAAGCACAAGCAGCCAGUAGCAUCUGUGCUCAUCUCAAUGACCCAGAUCCCUCUGGACAGCUUCUAUUUCGUUCAUCAGAAAUACUUUGGAACUUAUUGGAAAAAUCUUCAAAAGAAGAAAUCAUACAACAGCUUAGUAACUUGGAAUGUUUGCUGGCCUUGAAGGAAAUAUUUAAAAAUCUGUUUAUGAGAGGCUUUCGUCAUUAUGAUCGUCAGCUUAGAAACGAUAUAUUAGUCAUCACUACAAUUAUAGCUCAAAAUCCUGAAGCACCAAUGAUUGAAUGUGGCUUUACCAGGGAUUUGAUAUUAUUUGCAACCUUUAAUGAAGUUAAAAGUCAGAAUCCUUUGGUAAAAGGUCUUAAACUUUCUAAUUCCUAUGAAGAUUUUGAGUUGAAGAAGUUGCUAUUCAAUAUAAUUGUGAUCUUAUGUAAAGAUUUACCUACUGUACAGCUACUUAUUGAUGGCAAAGUUGUUUUGGCUUUGUUUACCUAUGUUAAAAAGCCUGAGAAACACAAAAUAAUUGAAUGGUCUGCAGCACAGUAUGAAGAAUUACAACUGCAUGCAAUUGCUACUUUGUCAUCAGUGGCUCCUUUGUUAAUAGAAGAAUAUAUGCUGUGCCAGGGAAAUGCUCGAAUUCUUGCAUUUCUAGAAUGGUGCGAGAGUGAAGAUUCCUUCUUUAGUCAUGGUAACAGUUUUCAUGGUACAGGGGGCCGUGGCAAUAAGUUUGCCCAUAUGCGUUACACUUUAAGACUCCUAAGAGCCAUGGUCUACCUUCAGGAUGAGACUGUAAACAAUGAUCUUUGUGAAAAGGGAACAAUUCAGCAACUGAUAGGAAUCUUUAAAAAUACAAUAAGCAAGUCUAAUGACAAGGAAGAGGCCAUUGUUUUGGAAAUUCAAUCUGAUAUAUUACUUAUCUUAUCUGGUCUUUGUGAACAUAAUAUUCCUAGGAAGGAAAUUUUUGGAACUGAAGGAGUGGAUGUAAUUCUUCAUGUAUUGAAAACAGACCCCAAGAAGUUUCAGAGUGGAUUAGGCUAUAUUGUACUUCUUUUUAGCACAUUGGACAGCAUUUGGUGUUGCAUUUUGGGAUGUUAUCCCUCAGAGGAUUACUUUCUUGAAAAGGAAGGCAUUUUUCUUCUUUUGGAUUUAUUGGCAUUGAACCAAAAAAAAUUCUGUAAUUUAAUACUUGGAAUAAUGGUUGAAUUUUGCGAUAAUCCCAAAACUACGGUUCAUGUCAAUUCUUGGCGAGGGAAGAAGGACCAGACAGCUGCUAGUCUUUUAAUUAAAUUGUGGAGAAAGGAAGAAAAAGAACUUGGAGUAAAACGUGAUAAGCAUGGGAAGAUCAUUGAUACAAAGAAACCUCUAUUUACUAGUUUUCAAGAAGAGCAAAAUAUCAUGCCACUGCCUGCUGACUGCCCAACUGUCGCAGUUAUGGAUGUUGCUGAAAACAUCAGAGCAAAAAUUUAUGCUGUGUUGGGCAAACUAGAUUUUGAAAAUUUACCUGGCCUAUCUGCUGAAGAUUUUGUCACCCUCUGUAUCAUACAUAGAUACCUUGAUUUUAAAAUUGGAGAAAUAUGGAAUGAAAUAUAUGAAGAAAUAAAAUUAGAAAAGUUAAGACCAGUCACUACAGAUAAAAAUAUUUUGGAAGCUAUUACAACAGCAUCAGAAAAUAUUGGAAAAAUGGUUGCUUCUCUGCAAAGCGAGAUGAUUGAAAGCCAAGCACGCCAAGAUGUACAAAAUGAACAAAGAGUAUACGCAAAAAUACAAGCCACACACAAGCAGAGAGAUUUGGCUAAUAAGUCAUGGGAAAAUUUCUUGGCUAGAACAUCAAAUGCUAAAACUUUAAAGAAAGCAAAAAGACUUCAGGAAAAAGCUAUAGAAUCCUCUAGAUACAAUGAGCGACCACCAAAUGCAAUAUUUCACCAAACAGAAAUUAAAGGCCUUAACACAACGGUGCCCUCUGGUCGGGUAGUAACGCUGGAAAGCACUCCUGCCCGAUUAGUGGGAGGACCUCUGGCUGAUACAGAUAUUGCUCUUAAAAAACUGCCUAUUCGAGGAGGAGCCUUACAAAGGGUGAAAACAGUGAAAAUUGUUGAUGAGCCAAAGAAGAAUGUUCUUACAUAAAAUGCUCUAGAGACUUUUUGAGAUAAAUUCUGCUUACAGAUUUUUAGUUAAAUAUAUCUUUAUAUACAAAUGUAAAGCAAAUAUUUUAGGAUAAAUAUUUUAGUAAAAUACUAUAAAAAUAAGCACAUAUAGUUUAUUUUUACUGAAAAUAUCAACAUAUAGUAUCAGGAGAGUUGUCAUUAAUUUCUAUGGAAAGAUUACUAAUUCUCUCAACCAAAAUUGUAAAACGUAUUUUAUCAGUUAAGACUUUUGGUUGUAUGUGAACUAAUUUAACCCCCUCCCUACCCCCAAAAAAGUUUUACAGCUCUGUAGCUAUCCUAUCAAGUCUAGAGGUAAUUAAGACUACAGGCUUUGUUGGAUCUAGGGACCAAAACUCUGUGAGUAAGAUCUUCCCCCUACCCUAGAAGCUCCUGGAUUAUAUUCUGGGAGAUAUUCAGUAGAGAAGAGUGCAUGCCUCUCUCUCAACAGUCCUGCAACUGCCUCUGCAUCUUGGGACCCCUCACUGGCUACUUGCCCAUUCCUUAGCCAAUGACCAUGAUUUUGGCCAGAUCUGAGUACUGUCUACUCCCAGAGUCAGAAGCAGGCCAACCCCAUCCAAAGUAUAUGGAUGGAGUGGGAACUCAGGAUAUUGUUGUCAUGAGUAUAUAUAAAUUCUGGGCAGCAAAAACAUUAGCAACAAAUACGUUGGUCAAAGUACAAUAAGUUAUCUGUGUUAUAAAAAGCAAAUGUUAGUCAUGAGCUAAGCAAUAAAAAUAAAUAAAAAUAUAGAUGAUUUUACUUUUAAUAUAUAAACAUGCAAAGGAAUCUCUAUGCUAUUCCUCGUCUUUAAUGGGGAAGAGAAAAGGAGAGUGGGGGAAGUGUUUUUCCUCCUUUGGUGGUGGCGGUAACUUGCCAAAGAAUAGGAGGUAGAUGGCUUAAUGCUGGAUAUAGAGUACUGUCGGUUCCCUGCAUGCCACUAUAACGUACUUUCCAUAGCCUCUCUGCAUCCCCAUCAAUUUCCUCAUCCACCCAGGAAACCACAAAGUUGAGUUUAUAUCAAUGCUGGGAGAGAAAAGAACCUGUUUUCUUAGACAGAAAAAAUAUACUAGAAUUUGUCUAGAUUCUAAGCCCCAUAGAGCACACUCAGCAGUGUGCUAGUAAACAUAUAACAACUGGCUCUUCAAGGAGAAAAAGCCUUCAUUUGUAGUGUUUGCCAAUUUGUACUGCACUAUGACCGGUUUCAAGCUACCAGCAUGAUACCCCUGAAUGCAGAGUUGGGUGGACGUGCAUAUAACCCACUUUUCUUAUCACAUAAGAGAGGGUUCCAUCACCCCACUGGGCCCACCUACUACUUCCUCCUUCCUCCUUCUCCUCUUCCAACUCACAUUCCUCCAAGAAUUUUCCAUUAUCCUUGUCCGUGAGGACAGUAACAUCUACAAUGAAGGGAGAAAUUGCAGCUGUUAUUAUUCUAAUUAGAAUGAGUUGCCAGUUCACCUUUGGCCAGCAGUCUCUCUCUCACCCUGGCCCUGCUGCCCAUUCUCAUUGUGGCCGCCCAUUCUCAUUGUGGCCCAGAGGAGUAGGUAGUAUGCAGCACCUUAUUAGUGAGCUUUGUCCUUCCUGAAUCCUUUUCUCUAUUACUACCACCCGUGACAAGAUAUUAGAAGGCAUAAUUUGUUCUACUUCAUGGAAAGCCCUAAGCACAAAGAUUCCACGUAAAAGGGAGUUACUGAGACACAAGAAUGGAUGUGAGUAGAAACAUGCAACAGUGAGAUGCCCAUACAAAAAGCACCACAUACACCUCAGGUAUAUCUCAGAGAAUCAAGAUGCAGUGUCCAUAGUUAAGAACAAUAAAUCUUUGCCCCAUUAUGUAGACUAUAAGCUCCCUAAGGACAAGGUAGAAACCAUAUCUCAUUCAUUAUUGUAACCCAUACCUCAAUAAAUUAAUUAUUGAAUAAGUGUGAUGGUGGCUUCAGCUCCUGGCAGCUUUCCCUUGAACUCUGCAGCUGCAGCAAAGUCUUGAGCUCAAACGGAAGAUUCAGCCAACAAAAUACUAUGCAGGUAAUGCUAAACCCAGACAUGUUAUAGUAGUUCAAAUAUAUUUACUUCAUAACAGCGAUAUACUUCCUCUAAAAUGAUGAGGUAUAAAUACUAUUACAUUAAUAAAGCAUGUAUGAAAAUAGAA
Messenger RNA from Pteropus alecto (black flying fox), 5205 nucleotides. RefSeq names its product cilia and flagella associated protein 69 (gene CFAP69). The record is from RefSeq and is a predicted model, not a curated record. The coding region runs from base 237 to 3044 and encodes 935 amino acids. Gene Ontology annotation, biological process: positive regulation of flagellated sperm motility; olfactory behavior; response to odorant. Gene Ontology annotation, cellular component: sperm midpiece; non-motile cilium. The transcript is spliced from 23 exons. Lineage: Eukaryota; Metazoa; Chordata; Mammalia; Chiroptera; Pteropodidae.